Anarrhichthys ocellatus (wolf-eel) is the source of this 1596-nucleotide messenger RNA. RefSeq names its product glutamate decarboxylase 3 (gene gad3). Gene Ontology annotation, molecular function: pyridoxal phosphate binding; glutamate decarboxylase activity. The record is from RefSeq and is a predicted model, not a curated record. Gene Ontology annotation, biological process: GABA biosynthetic process. The transcript has 16 exons. NCBI's taxonomy places the organism in Eukaryota, Metazoa, Chordata, Actinopteri, Perciformes, Anarhichadidae. Bases 1 to 1596 code for a protein of 531 amino acids. Gene Ontology annotation, cellular component: presynaptic active zone; cytoplasm.
AUGUUGUGGGGGAGAGACAGAAUCAUUGGCAAGACAGCUGAGAGGGACAAAGAGCAGGACUCAGCAGCAGUAAAAGACAAAGGACAGACACCUGCUGACUUCAGCCGCAUCUACAGCAAAGACCUGCUCCCAGCUCCAGGUGGUGAGGAGAUGACCAGAGGGUUUCUGCAGGAGCUGGUUAACAUCCUGUUAGGUUAUAUCAGCAAGUCAAGUCAGCGGAGCUCCAAGGUCCUGGACUUCCAUCAUCCUCACCAGCUAAAGGAGGAGUGCUUCACUCUGGACCUGCCCGACCAACCAGAAACUCUGGAGCAGAUACUAGUGGACUGUAAAGACACACUUAAGUAUGGUGUCCGUACAGGCCAUCCCCGCUUCUUGAACCAACUGUCUUCAGGUCUGGAUGUGGUUGGUGUAGCAGGCGAGUGGUUAACCUCUACAGCCAACACUAACAUGUUUACGUAUGAAGUGUCCCCUGUUUUUGUCCUCAUGGAGGAGUUUCUGCUGAGGAAGAUGCAAAGCAUUGUGGGAUGGUCUGACGAUGUGGGAGAUGGAAUCUUCUGUCCAGGAGGCAUGAUAUCCAACCUGUACAGCAUCCUGGUGGCCAGAUAUCACUUCUACCCGGAGGUGAAGACCAGGGGGAUGGGAGUCCUGCCUCAGCUGGCCCUCUUCACUUCAGAACAAAGUCACUACUCAGUAAAGAAAUCUGCAGCGGUGCUGGGGAUGGGCAGUGAGAAUGUGUUCAUGGUGAAAUGUGAUGAAAGUGGGAAAAUGAUUCCUGCUGAACUUGAGUCUUCCAUUGUUACCGCGGAAGAAAAGGGUUUGGUUCCAUUCUAUGUGAAUGCGACAGCGGGCACAACGGUGUACGGAGCCUUUGAUCCUCUCAAGGCCAUAGCUGACAUCUGCCAUAGACACACACUGUGGAUGCACGUUGAUGCAGCGUGGGGGGGAGGCCUGCUGAUGUCAGACAGGCACAAGAUAAAACUAGCGGGCAUUGAAAGAGCCUGGUCUGUAACAUGGAAUCCUCACAAGAUGAUGGGCGUCCCACUGCAGUGCUCUGUCAUACUAGUCAAGAAGAGAGGUCUCCUACAGGAGUGUAAUGAUUUCGGGGCUGAGUACCUUUUCCAGACAGACAAAAACUACGAUGUGAGCUAUGAUACUGGGGAUAAGAGCAUCCAGUGUGGCCGACAUGUUGAUGUCUUUAAGCUGUGGCUCAUGUGGAAGGCAAAGGGCUCCGAGGGCUUUGGAUCUCAGGUGAACAAAUGCUUAGAGAAUGCUGAGUAUCUGUAUGAUCAGCUGCAGAGGAGGACAGACUUUGAACUGGUCUUGAAAAAUAAACCGGAGCACAGCAACGUGUGUUUCUGGUACAUACCUCCAAGUCUGAGAGGCCUGCCACCUGGACCUGACAGAGACGCAAUACUCCAUCAGGUGGCUCCUCGGAUCAAAGGCAGGAUGAUGGAGAAGGGCUCUGUCAUGAUUGGCUAUCAGCCUUUGGGAGAUAAAGUCAAUUUCUUCAGAGGUGUGUUCUCCAAUCCCGCCACCCAGCAAGAGGAUGUUGACUUCCUGCUGGACGAGAUCGCCCGGAUGGGCGAUGACCUAUGA